This is a messenger RNA of Cladophialophora psammophila CBS 110553, 906 nucleotides long. RefSeq lists its product as uncharacterized. Bases 1 to 906 code for a protein of 301 amino acids. NCBI's taxonomy places the organism in Eukaryota, Fungi, Ascomycota, Eurotiomycetes, Chaetothyriales, Herpotrichiellaceae. The transcript has 3 exons. The record is from RefSeq and is a predicted model, not a curated record.
AUGACCUCAUCUAAUGCCGACACCACCUCUACGCCCACCAAGGCGAUGAUACACACGGCAGGAUGCAUAGUUAUAGGCGACGAGGUCUUGGGUGGCAAGACCGUCGACACUAAUUCCGCAUAUUUUGCCCGCUUCUGCUUUUCCCUGGGGAUGCAAUUGAAGAGAGUCGAAGUCAUUGCCGACGAUGAAGAUGAGAUAAUAGAAGCUGCCAGGCGCAUGUCCCAGAAUUAUGAUUUCGUGGUAACCAGCGGCGGCAUCGGGCCAACACACGAUGAUAUAACAUAUCAGUCAAUAGCCAAAGCAUUUGGGCUUGAGCUGAAAUUACACGAGCCGACCAUGACCAAAAUGAGGAAAUACUCUAGACCCCACAGAUCGCAACCAGACUUCGACUGGGAUAAACCUUCACCGGCCUUGUCAGCAAAAAUGCGCAUGGCCCAACUCCCAACAAACCCCAAUAUUCCCGAUGAGGAGCAGGUCUUGUUUGUCAAGGAGGACCUCUGGGUCCCAAUUUCGGUGGUCAACGGUAACAUCCAUAUCCUGCCUGGAGUGCCGAGGAUAUUCGAGACACUGUUGGAGGGGAUGAAGCCUCGCAUUCUUCCUCGUCUGAAAGAUCCAGAAGGGAAAGGAAUGUAUCGGAUGCUCUUUAGCACUCCACUAGCAGAGAGUCAGGUGGCAGGUUUUCUUACUCAGUUGGCUGCCAAAGUUGAGCCCAAGGGAAUCAAGGUGGGAAGUUAUCCUCGAUGGGGCAAGAAUAAGAAUGUGGUGACGCUGGUGGGCAGCGAUCGAGAAUACAUGGACACACUAGAGGCCGAGGUGGCUGAGGGCGUCAAAGGCAUGAGGGUCAGAGCAGAAGGAGAAGACGAUACCGAUGAUGAGACGGAUGUGAAAAAGGACAAGGAUGCAUGA